Messenger RNA from Dryobates pubescens (Downy woodpecker), 2616 nucleotides. It is a transcript of the gene TOX3, whose product is annotated as TOX high mobility group box family member 3. Bases 634 to 2388 code for a protein of 584 amino acids. The record is from RefSeq and is a predicted model, not a curated record. NCBI's taxonomy places the organism in Eukaryota, Metazoa, Chordata, Aves, Piciformes, Picidae. Gene Ontology annotation, cellular component: nucleus. Gene Ontology annotation, biological process: regulation of transcription by RNA polymerase II. The transcript has 7 exons. Gene Ontology annotation, molecular function: chromatin DNA binding.
CCCGCCCCGGUGCAGCCCUGUUGCACCAACUCCGGGGCAGCUGCCCCAUCCCUCGCCGGCAGCCGUGGGGAGGCGGUGACAUCGCGGUGCCCGGCUGCCCCGGCGUGCGGGCAGGAACCGGCGGUUCCCCCUCCCCCCCCGUCUUUGUCGGCGGCGCGGGUAGGCUGCGGCGGGCAGCGGCGGUCGGUCAGUCCCUCCGUUCGUUCGUCCGUCCGCGGCGGGCGCGUGGCUCCUUUGUGUACAGCAGCUGCUCCUGAAUGCGGAGGCAAAGCCCUUGGCUUGGCACUGAGCUUUUAAAAAACAACAGCCCUCCCUCUGUCUCCUGCCCUCCCUCUUUCCCUCCCCUCCUCCCGCCGAGGCGGACGGGCACCCACCUGGGCUCCGUCGCCCAUCUCUCCACUCCUCCUCUGCUCUCCUUCUUGUUUACCUGCACUUUUCCACCGCCUCUUUCUCUCCCUGUCCCCCGUCGCCUCCCGACCGUCAUCCGUCCCCGCUCCUCGGGAAGGCUCUGUGCCCCGCAGCUUCGGUCCCUCGGCGGUUUGCCCGCGCCCCAGCCCCGGGGAAGGCACCUGAAGGUGGAUCUAUUAACUCUCCCGGCUGUCUCUCCAAGUGCACUUGGACCAAAGCACCGGCAUGGAUGUAAGAUUUUACCCGGCUGCGGCGGGCAGCUCGCUUCCCGGAGACCCCUCCAACCUGGACUUUGCCCAGUGUUUGGGUUACUACAACUACAACAAGUUUGGAAACAAUAACAGCUACAUGAACAUGGCAGAGGCAAACAAUGCAUUUCUUGCUGCAAAUGAGCAGACCUUCCAUACGCCGAGUCUUGGGGAUGAGGAGUUCGAAAUCCCACCCAUUACCCCGCCACCCGAGUCAGACCCUGCCCUAGGGAUGGCAGAUAUACUGCUGCCCUUUCAGGGUCUUGGUGACCAGCUGCCUGCACAAGGAAAUGAAUUUACGCCUCAGUUUCCCCCGCAGAGCUUGGAUCUUCCCUCUAUUACAAUAUCCCGAAAUCUUGUGGAGCAAGAUGGCGUCAUCCACAGCAAUGGACUGCACAUGGAUCAGAGUCACACACAAGUUUCCCAGUAUCGCCAGGAUCACUCUCUGAUUAUGAGAUCUAUUGUCCAUAUGACUGAUGCUGCUCAUUCAGGAAUAAUGCCUCCUUCUCAGCUAACCACCAUUAACCAGUCUCAGCUAAGUGCGCAGCUGGGGCUAAAUUUAGGAGGCACUAAUUUGCCACACACUUCUCCCUCCCCUCCUGCAAGUAAAUCAGCCACUCCUUCCCCAUCCAGCUCUAUAAAUGAAGAAGAUGCAGAUGAAUCAAACAGAGCUUCUGGAGAAAAAAGAGCUGCCCCAGAUUCUGGCAAGAAGCCCAAGACUCCAAAGAAGAAGAAAAAGAAAGAUCCCAAUGAGCCACAAAAGCCGGUGUCAGCAUAUGCCCUUUUCUUCAGGGAUACACAAGCUGCAAUUAAAGGGCAGAACCCGAACGCUACAUUUGGAGACGUUUCAAAAAUAGUGGCAUCGAUGUGGGACAGUUUAGGAGAAGAACAAAAACAGGUAUAUAAAAGAAAAACUGAAGCUGCCAAAAAGGAAUACCUGAAGGCACUUGCUGCCUACAGAGCAAGCCUAGUUUCUAAGGCUGCUGCAGAGUCUGCUGAGGCCCAGACAAUUCGUUCUGUUCAGCAAACACUGGCAUCCACAAAUUUGUCUUCCUCCCUCAUUCUGAAUACUUCCCUUUCUCAACACACAACAGUAUCAGCAUCUCCUCAAACUCUUCAACAGUCCCUUCCCAGAGCAAUUGCUCCAAAACCUUUAACCAUGAGACUGCCGAUGAAUCAGAUUGUAGCUUCUGUUACUGUUGCACCAAACAUGCCAUCAAACAUUGCAGCUCCACUGAUAAGCUCUAUGGGAACAAAUAUGGUGGCCACGCCAUCUUCGUCUCAAGUCAGUCCCUCCAUGCAAAGCCAGCAGCACCAGAUACAGCAACUCCAGCAGCAACAGAUGCAGCAGAUGCAACAGCAGCAACUACAUCAGCAUCAAAUGCAUCAGCAAAUACAACAACAAAUGCAACAGCAGCAUUUCCAGCACCACAUGCAACAACAUUUGCAGCAGCAGCAGCAUCUUCAGCAGCAAAUUAAUCAACAGCAAAUUAAUCAACAGCAAAUGCAGCAGCAACUGCAGCAGAUACAGCUUCAACAAAUGCAGCAGCAGCAAAUGCAGCAUAUGCAACACCAAUCACAGCCUUCUCCUCAGCAGCAUUCUCCAGUAGCCUCUCAGAUAACUUCUCCCAUUCCUUCCAUUGGGAGCCCACAGCCAGCACCUCAGCAGCACCAGUCACAAAUACAAUCUCAGACACAGACUCAAGUACUAUCACAGGUCAGUAUUUUCUGAAAAUAAAAGAUGCUGCAACAUGGCUUUGUGUUGAUGGAGGGGGUUGGAGUAAACCAUAUAUGGCUGAAAACUGUAAAUUGUUGAUGGUAGUUAUGCAGGGAUGCAUAACAGAUCAAAUGAUCCUCUAAAGUGUCUAUUAGAUAGGCAGUAAAGAACUACAAUGUAGCUGUGUAUCAUCUUUUAGCUGACUAUAAAUCAUUUUGUUUAAAAAUAUUAAAAAAAAAACAA